GUUGAUUUAGAAACGGAAGGUUUAGUUCAACGUCGAAUCGCCACGUUGGCACAUCAAUUGUCCUGGAUUUUCGUUCGAUUUUUUCUUUCACCUGGUUGUUUCGCUUCUUCAGGAUGAAGGCUGUGUUUUUUCUUAUAUUGGUUGCCGUCGUUUCUGGGGAAAAGACGUCAAACGAGCCCGUGAAGGAGGAAGCCCACGAACCGCCGAAGAAGUACAAGCCGUUCUUUACAUUCCCGUAUCUUCCGACUUUCCAGCAUCUGCUGCCUUCCGUCUCAUUUCCGCAAUUACAUCUUCCUCAUCUUCCGGCUCUGCCGCAUCUACCUACCUUCACCAAGCUCCCGGCCCAUUUCAAAAAGGAAACAGUCACAGCGACCAAGACGGUUUACGUCGAGCUGACGAAAAGGGUAACGAGACACCCGAUAUGCGUGACGGCCUACGGCAUCCAACCGCCCUGCCUCGGGGAGUCGUAUGAAAGGGAGGUGUUGGAUGAUUUCGAAGAAAACAUGGAUCAGCUACGAAAACACCAAAUAACCCCGACUCCAGUACCGUCUAUUCAUGUACCAGCAACAAGGGUACUUGGUAGUAUAACGGAAAGUGAAGUAACUAUGGAAGAAGCGAAAGAAGUUCCGAAAAAUGAAGAAACUAACCAUAGACAAGGACGGUACAUAGUGAGACACCCGAUUCCCAUGAUGGCGAUGGAGGUCCGAAGCGAGCCCGACUACCGUCUGGUAGACAGUGAAAAAGAGAAGCUCCUCAAGGGACUUCUGAAAGCAACUCAUCAUAUAACCCAAACCAUCUGGGUCACCAAGAUCGAAAAGAUUUACGAUCACGCCGUGACUGCGACACUGGUUGCUAAAAAUUGUUUUCCAACCGACCCCAAGAUCCCGCUUUGCGGACCCAUCCACACGGAGCCGAACCGAUUCUCGGGUCCGAUCGACGACGGCGGUUACUACGGAGGCCUGUUCGCCGGCCAACCGGCCCCGGUCCCUGCCAGUCAUAUUUCUCCCCCGGUUCAUCAUGAAAUAGUGGCUGAAGAACACAGUCAUCCUGAUGACCACGGGCCAGAAGGUGAAUUGGAGCACGGAGCUCCUGUUGCCGGUAGCAUCCACGGAGGCACCGUCACCGGCGGGACUGGCGACUGGAAGGACGAAAACGCAGAAGACAAAGAAACAAAUCCAUAAUUUAC
Messenger RNA from Cimex lectularius (bed bug), 1186 nucleotides. RefSeq lists its product as uncharacterized. NCBI's taxonomy places the organism in Eukaryota, Metazoa, Arthropoda, Insecta, Hemiptera, Cimicidae. The coding region runs from base 114 to 1181 and encodes 355 amino acids. The record is from RefSeq and is a predicted model, not a curated record. The transcript is spliced from 3 exons.